Molecule: messenger RNA, 2208 nt
Organism: Diaporthe batatas
Lineage: Eukaryota; Fungi; Ascomycota; Sordariomycetes; Diaporthales; Diaporthaceae
Exons: 4
Coding region: 108-2048 (646 amino acids)
Biological process (GO): DNA-templated transcription; regulation of DNA-templated transcription
Cellular component (GO): nucleus
Molecular function (GO): DNA binding; DNA-binding transcription factor activity, RNA polymerase II-specific; zinc ion binding
Source: RefSeq, a predicted model, not a curated record
CCGUAUCAGCCAAACCUUAGAACGCAAUCUUGAAACAACCACCCCACCCACUGCCAUAUGUGAGUCUGUCAGAAAGGCUCGCAUCGUGCAAAAAUCGCUCGGAAGUCAUGGCUCUCACCCUCCUGCCAAGGGACCAGGAGACAGCAAUGUACAGUUCAACCGGUUCACGAGCUGCGCAAGCCUGUGCGACAUGCAGGAAACAGAAGCGCAAGUGUGACAAGACCCUGCCAUCGUGCUCCAGGUGCUCGUCACUGCAGCGCACUUGCGACUACUCGGACCCAGCGUCCCCGGCUGUGGCCCCCUCCACAUCCGCAGAGGCCUUUGCAAGCCUUCAGAUGAAGCUGGCAGAGAUCGAGGCGAGGCUGGAGUCGGUCAGGGCCAACCCUGCCCAGAACCCAACGAAUGCGAGCGGCACUCCGGGUUCCAGUACGUACGUCGGCACCGAGUCCAGCCCAGAGAGUGCGGCUGCCCAUCAGGGCCCGGGGAUCGUCUGGCCCGGAGGUGAGAUGUGGGUGGAUGGCCGAGCAUCUUCUAAGAAGACAAAGUUCCCAGCAGUCAUGUUCCUCGACAGCGAUGUGCACAGGUGGGCAGAGGCUUCAAGACCUAAUUCAAACACCGAGAUACCAAUGGAAGUCCUUGAAAUUCUCGCUUCCAGCAAUGUUGUAGAGGAGACUGCCACAACGUACUUCGACACAAUCCACCGGUGGUUCCCUUUCAUUUCCAAAAAACGUAUGAGCCUUGGUAUCUCACUUUCAGACGGCGGGCCCGACCUUGCGCUUCUGUUCCUCGCCAUGAAACUCAUCACAACUGCGCCGACACCAGAGAUGCGUUCCGCAGCAGACUCACACCUGUACGCCGCGUCUAAGCGCUUCCUAGCCCAGCUCGAAUCUGCAGGGACGCUAUCCACACUGUACCUCCAAGCCAUGAUACUCGUGGCCCUAUACGAGUAUGGGCACUCUAUCUACCCGGCGGCAUGGAUGACAUCGGGCAGUUGCGUGCGCUACGCUGCGAUGCUGGGCCUGCCGUCGUACCACGAGUCGACCACCGUCCUCGGUCCAUGUACGACCUGGACCGAGGCCGAGGAACGCCGCAGGGUAUGGUGGGCAACGCAAAUCCUCGACAGGAUGAUCUCACUGGGCUCCAAGAAGCGUUUCGCCAGCGGUCUCGACCUGCCUGUAGACACGGAGAUGCUCCCCGUUGACGACCAGGCCUGGGACUCCGGCGAUAUGGCCAUUUCGCUCCAGAGGUCUGCCGCCAGCUCGCCUUUGGAGGACCAAACAGCUAGCCCCUUUGCGCGCUUGGCCCAGGCAUCGAUCCUCACGUCGAGGGCUAUGAAUCACUGUAAGGAGGCGAGGAGGCGAUACGCCCAGCGCGGGGCUAGCGACCCGAGCCGGGAUUCGGAUGAGAACAACAAGAACCAGGACGCCUUCGGCGUCAAGGAGGUCAGGGAAAUAAUACGAGACCUGCACAUACUCUGCCGCGCCAUCGAGACGGGAAUAGCGAGCGCCGGUGGCGUGGGUAGCGACGCGUACUUUGCGCUGAGCCCGUCACGGUGUCUCGUUUGGAGCACAAUGAUCAUGGUGAUGGACCUGUACAGUUGCCCUGAGCACUUGCGACCUGGUGCUGGGAUCGGCAGCGAGGACGGACGAACUGAGGAGGAGCUAAAGAUGCAGGUUGAGGCGAUCAGGGGCCUGACAACGACGAGUGAGAGGAUAAAGGAGUUCGCGGGUGAGCUGCUGAGCGUGACCAACAGCCCCGUAGCCUCCCCGGACGUGAGGAUGGGCGGUGUGGGCGGCGGCGGCGGCGGCGGCGGCGAGGCGGCUGACAGGAUGAGCCCAUUAUGCUUCGACGCCCUCUAUUGCUCGCUGGCUACCUUUCACUGGCAAUUGAAGGAAACUGGUCUGCUGGAGAUGAGGCAAGCAAUGGAACAGACAAGGGCUGCGCUGGUCAGAAUGACGCCGAGGUGGAGGCUCGCCGGGGAGUAUCUGGAAAUGGAGAGGCACCACGAUUUGAUGGGGAUAAUUACUGACAGGGCAGGUGAGUCGUGACACCUGACCAUGAAAAAACGGGUCAAAAAAAAAAAAAAAAGAGACCCCGCCAUAGACGAGGUAUGUAUGAUCUUGUCAUGAGCUCCAAUGCGACUGCUCAACAUUGUCACGAUCCUACAAGUUCGAGUCCUGAUGCUUUGCCCACAUAUGCCUGAGGUGG